AUGGCCCUCUACCACUUCGGCGUCCUCGCCAUCGCCUCGUCUUACCAUGACUAUGGCUCUCACUCUCAGUGGAAACGCAUCGCCGAGUGCAAGACCAAGUUGCAGGUGGCCGCUCAGGGGAUUACGGGCAACCUUCGAGAAUUGCUGCAAUGCAACCUCCUCCAGUAUCUUCCGAUCAGCAUCGUCGCCUAUGCCACAUUCCCGCUCGUCCUCCACGUGCUCGACACCAAGCUGCCUACGUCCAGUGGUCAGAAUCAAGCCAAGCAGACCGGCCUGGCCGUCUACACGCGGCUGAUGAAGGUAUUCGAGAAGUCGUACGAUGGCACCGACCUCGUGCUUGCAUCGGUCUCCACAAUCGUGAGCCACAUCAAGCUGAACGACGUGACGAAGUCGUUGGAAGUGUGUCUGGACCCAGACAAGGCCGGUGGUGGAAGGAAGACGUCGUCUCGUCGCAAUCAACCCCGCCACCAUCUUGCGUCACACUCGCACUCACAGUCACAGUCACACUCACAGUCACACUCACAGUCACACUCACACUCACAGUCACACUCACAGUCAUAUUCACAGUCAUAUUCACACUCACCGUCGCCCUCCACACACGACUCGCCCGCCCUCACCCUCUCUUCCAGCAGCUACGAUUGGGGCGACGUUCUGCUCCGCCAGCCGGUAUGCUACAUGCGGCUCGCGCUCACCAUCGACAUCUUUUUGAGUACUGGCCGUCUUCCGCACGACACGGAACUUCCGUCGGCACUGCGGUCGCGCCACCAAGACACGGACACGGGAUUUCCAUUCUACCCCAUUAGUCUGGAGCCCUCACUCUCGCAGAUCCAGACGGCCAACGACACCGACAAUAGUGGCAACAAAAACAAGGCCUGCUGGGAGACUGGGGCGGAAACUGAACCUGUAGAGCGAGCCAGUCAAACUACUCAUCAUCAUGAUGGUAUAACGGGAUCCCAGCCGAAUCACAAUGUCUCGGACAACGGCCAGCUGCUUUCGACACCGACACCGACGCCGACGCUGACCCCGACACUGGCCCAGCCACAACCACAGUCCCAGGCCCAGGUCCCCCCAAAUACCAGUGUCGAGAUCGACUAUGACAUGUUCGAAGCCUUGCUUCUGGGCUAUGAAUUUGAAUCCUCCGCUCUCCAGUCUUCCGAGUAG
Molecule: messenger RNA, 1161 nt
Organism: Capronia epimyces CBS 606.96
Lineage: Eukaryota; Fungi; Ascomycota; Eurotiomycetes; Chaetothyriales; Herpotrichiellaceae
Exons: 3
Coding region: 1-1161 (386 amino acids)
Source: RefSeq, a predicted model, not a curated record